UGCACCAGCCAUGGCUUCCCCGGGGCCGCCGCAGGCCCCCGCCGAGAGUCUGCCCAGCCCUCUGAGCCUCUUACUUGAGCCCCUUGGGCUGCUGCAGCUGGACCCUACCCGCAGCGAGCUGCUGCUGCUCGGCCUGGUGGCGCUGCUGGGGUGGAGCUGGGCGCGGCGGCACCCGGCGCGAGGCUUCCCACCCGGCCCCACGCCCUGGCCCCUGGUAGGCAACUUCGGCUAUGUCCUGCUGCCGCCUUUCCUCCGGCGGCACAGUUGGGUGUACCGCCAGGUGAGGGCCUUAGGGCUGGAGCCCGGGGCUGUAAGCCAGCAUGUGCUCAUGGCCCACCUGGCCUGUGUGUACGGCAACAUCUUCAGCUUCUUCAUUGGCCACUACCAGGUGGUGGUCCUCAACGAUUUCCACAGCGUGCGCGAGGCGCUGGUGCAGCAGGCCGAGGUCUUCAGCGACCGCCCGCGGGUGCCGCUCAUCUCCAUCAUAACCAAGGAGAAGGGGAUUGUAUUUGCACAUUAUGGUACAGUCUGGAGACAACAGAGGAAAUUCUCUCAUUCAACUCUUCGUCAUUUUGGCUUGGGAAAGCUUAGCCUGGAGCCCAAGAUUAUUGAGGAGUUCAAAUAUGUGAAAGAGGAAAUGCAAAAGCAUGGAGAACACCCCUUCAGUCCUUUCUCUAUUGUCAAUAAUGCCAUCUCUAACAUCAUUUGCUCCUUAUGUUUUGGCCAGCGUUUUGACUACACCAAUAGUGAGUUUAAGAAGAUGCUUCAUUUUAUGUCGCGAGGAUUAGAAAUCUCUCUGAACAGCCAAGUCCUCCUGAUCAACAUAUGUUCCUGGCUUUAUUACCUUCCUUUUGGACCAUUUAAGGAAUUAAGACUAAUUGAAAAAGAUAUAACCAGUUUCCUUAAAAAAAUCAUCCAAGAUCAUCGAGAGUCUCUGGAUGUAGAAAACCCUCAGGACUUCAUAGACAUGUACCUUCUCCACAUGGAAGAGGAAAGGAAAAGUAAUAGCAGUAGUAGUUUUAAUGAAGAUUACUUGUUUUAUAUUAUUGGGGAUCUCUUCAUUGCUGGGACUGAUACUACAACUAAUUCUUUGCUUUGGUGCCUUCUGUAUAUGGCGCUGAACCCUGAUGUACAAGAAAAAGUUCACGAAGAAAUUGAAAGGGUCAUUGGCCCCGACCGAGCCCCUUCACUCACUGACAAGGUCCAGAUGCCCUAUACUGAGGCCACCAUCAUGGAGGUGCAAAGACUGGCUGUGGUGGUGCCACUAGCCAUUCCUCAUAUGACUUCAGAGAAAACAGUGCUUCAAGGGUAUACCAUCCCUAAAGGCACAGUGGUCAUACCCAACUUGUGGUCAGUACACAGAGACCCAGCCAUCUGGGAGAAACCAGAUGACUUCUAUCCUAAUCGAUUUCUGGAUGAGCAAGGACAGCUUAUCAAAAAAGAAACCUUUAUUCCUUUUGGGAUAGGGAAGCGGGUGUGUAUGGGAGAGCAACUGGCAAAGAUGGAAUUAUUCCUGAUGUUUGUGAGCCUAAUGCAGAGUUUCACAUUCACUUUACCUAAGGAUUCUAAGAAGCCUAUCCUGACGGGAAGAUUUGGUCUAACUUUAGCCCCACAUCCAUUUAAUAUAGUUGUUUCAAAAAGAUGA
Messenger RNA from Orycteropus afer afer, 1645 nucleotides. RefSeq names its product cytochrome P450 2U1. Gene Ontology annotation, biological process: xenobiotic metabolic process. NCBI's taxonomy places the organism in Eukaryota, Metazoa, Chordata, Mammalia, Tubulidentata, Orycteropodidae. Gene Ontology annotation, cellular component: intracellular membrane-bounded organelle; cytoplasm. The record is from RefSeq and is a predicted model, not a curated record. Gene Ontology annotation, molecular function: heme binding; oxidoreductase activity, acting on paired donors, with incorporation or reduction of molecular oxygen, reduced flavin or flavoprotein as one donor, and incorporation of one atom of oxygen; iron ion binding.